Messenger RNA from Saprolegnia parasitica CBS 223.65, 1869 nucleotides. Its product is annotated as glutaminyl-tRNA synthetase. Lineage: Eukaryota; Oomycota; Saprolegniomycetes; Saprolegniales; Saprolegniaceae. Gene Ontology annotation, molecular function: glutamine-tRNA ligase activity; ATP binding. The coding region runs from base 1 to 1869 and encodes 622 amino acids. The transcript is spliced from 10 exons. Gene Ontology annotation, biological process: glutaminyl-tRNA aminoacylation; translation. The record is from RefSeq and is a predicted model, not a curated record. Gene Ontology annotation, cellular component: cytosol; cytoplasm.
AUGGCAACGACGAACCAGCUCCAAGCGCGCAUGCUCGAUGUGAUGAAAAACUCGGAAGCGAUGCUCAAGGAGCACGAGAAGGUCAACGGCGGAUGCGUCGUGACGCGCUUCCCGCCAGAACCCAACGGCUACCUCCACGUUGGCCAUGCCAAGUCGAUGUCCAUGAACUUUAACCAAGCGUUCGAGACGCUUGGCGUGCCCGCGGACAAGCGCCGCACGAUCUUCCGGUACGAUGAUACGAACCCGGAGGCUGAAAGCCAAGAGUACAUCCAAGCAAUUCGCGCCAACGUCGACUGGCUCGGCUGGAAGCCGUGGAAGACAACGUACUCGUCCGAGUAUUUUGAUGAGCUGUACGAGUUUGCGAUCAAGCUCAUCAAGAAGGGGCGCGCGUACGUGUGUCACCAGUCCAAGGCUGACAUCGAAGCUUGCCGCAGCGUGCUCCGCGAUCUUCACGGCCGCGUGGCGUCGGAAGGUCUCGUGCUCACGCCCCAGGUGCUGGCGGCUGCCGAGAGUCCGUUCCGCAACCGAUCGGUCGACGACAACUUGAAGCACUUUGAGAUGAUGCGCCGUGGCCAGUACGCAGAAGGCGCAGCGUCGCUUCGGCUCAAGAUGCAGCUCGAGUCGCCCAACCCCAACAUGUGGGACUUCGUGGCCUACCGCAUCAAGUUUGUGCCGCAUCCGCACAUUGGCGACAAGUGGUGCAUCUACCCGACGUACGACUACACUCACUGCAUCGUGGACGCUCUCGAGCACAUCGACUACUCGAUCUGCACGCUCGAGUUUGAGACGCGCCGUGAGUCGUACUAUUGGCUGCUCGACCAGCUCGAUCUGUACAAGCCCAUGGUUUACGAGUUUGCGCGCCUCAACAUGACGUACACCGUCAUGAGCAAGCGCAAACUGCUCAAGCUUGUAACGAAGGGCGUCGUGCGUGGCUGGGACGACCCGCGCCUGAGCACGCUGAACGGUCUUAAGCGCCGCGGCUUCUCGGCGCCGAUCCUCAACGCCUUUUGCAAGGAGAUUGGCGUGACGCGGACGCAGUCGACGAUUGAAAUCGACCGCUUGUACGCGGUUGCACGCAAUAUGCUUGGUGACGCGUCGGCGCGCGCGAUGGCGGUGCUGGACCCAAUUCCGGUCGAAAUUGAGAACCCACUUUCGACACCGCUCGUGUGUAACGUGCCGCUGUAUCCCCAGGACAAGACGCGCACCGAAGCGCACGCUGUCGAGCUCACGCCGACGUUCUUCUUGGACCGGUCGGACGUGCGAGCGACGGACGCCGCCGACUUUUUUGGCGUCGCGCCACUGAAGAGUGUGCGCCUCAAGUACGCGGCCGUCUUUACGUGCACGUCCGUGAUCACGGAUGCGGCGGGCAAUGUUACCAAGGUCACGGGCACGGUCGACUGGUCGAACGAGAAGGGCAUUAGCCCGAAGGGCACGAUGACGUGGGUGCCGUCAAGCGCCCUCGAGUGCGAAGUGCGCGUCUACUCUCACCUCUUCACGGUCCCGGAACUGGGUGCGGUGGAUGACUGGGAGUCGCUCAUCGAUAGCAAGGGCAGCGAGAAGGUGUAUGCUUCGGCCCGCGUCGUGAGCUCGGUGGCGUCGGCCGCGCACCUCGAUUCGUUUCAGUUUGAGCGCAUGGGCUACUUUGUCGUGGACCAAGACUCGACCAGCACCCGCAAGGUGUUCAACCAGAUCGUGGCGCUUAAGGACGCCACGGCGGCCCCGGCCGUGUCCCGGAAGGAGGAGCAGAUGCGCCAACUGGCUGAGAAGCAGGCCAAGAUGUCCCUCAAGCCCCAAGACAUUGCGAUCAAGAAGCUCCAGAAGGACUGGGCCAAGCAGAAGAAGCUGUACGAGUCGAACCUCAAGAAGUAA